AACUUGUAGCUAACGAGUGGCUGUAAAUAUAAUUACCAUGGACAGCUCGUCUGUUCCGCGCUAGCCCACAAUGUAAUCUAUCCUGUCGCGAAAUUUAGUUGACUUGUGACUCAUCGGCGUAGGUCGGACUGCACAGGAGGAGCAGCCCUCCGGUUACAUCAGAGACCUACAGCUGAGAAGUCGGUGCUGUUAAGUGGGAGCCUCUUUACGGUUUUGACGCGCCCGUAUGCCCGCGCCUUCGCCGGUGUCAACAUCCUAAAGAGACGGACGGACUGGAGAGAGGAGAGGGAGGCACCAGCUCCGGGUUGCGCGACACUCGGCCGAGAGGAGGCAUCGCUGAAAUGAGAUGAGGCUCAGAAAUGGAACUGUGGCCACUGCACUCAUUUUCUUCACGUCUUUCCUCAGCCUCUCCUGGUACACAGCGUGGCAGAAUGGCAAAGACAAGCUGAUAGCUUACCAGCGGGAGUUCCAUGCUUUGAAAGAACGCCUUCGUGUGGCAGAACACCGGACGCUGCAGCGCUCGUCUGAGCUCAACAACAUCCUCGAGCAAUUCCGACGAGCCAUUACCGAAACCAACAGCAGCAAAGAUGCAUUUACAAACUUCUCAGAUGAAACACAGAAACUUCUGAAGGAGCUCACAAACAGGAAACCCCUCCAGGUGCCAAACAUCUACCACCACCUGCCUCACCUGCUGAACAAUGAGGGCAGCCUGCAUCCUGCAGUGCAGGUUGGUCUUGGACGUACAGGAGUUACCAUGGUGAUGGGGAUCCCCACAGUGAAGCGGAAGGUGAAGUCCUAUCUGUCAGAGACGCUGCGUUCGCUAAUAGACAAGCUCUCACCAGAGGAAAAACUUGACUGUGUCAUCAUUGUGUUUGUUGGGGAGACUGACCUGGACUAUGUUCACAGUGUGGUUGCGGACCUGGAGAAAGGGUUUUCCACUGAGUUGAACUCCGGAUUGUUGGAGGUAAUCUCUCCACCUGCUGCUUUUUACCCUGAUCUAACCAACCUCAAAGAGACUUUUGGAGACUCCAAAGAAAGAGUCAGAUGGCGAACGAAGCAGAAUCUGGAUUAUUCCUUUCUCAUGAUGUACGCUGUGAGCAAGGGGGUUUAUUACGUCCAGCUGGAGGAUGACAUUGUGGCCAAACCCAACUACUUUGCCACCAUGAAGAACUUUGCCCUGCAGCUCUCAUCAGAAGACUGGAUGAUCCUGGAGUUUUCACAGCUUGGCUUCAUUGGAAAAAUGUUUCAGGCUCCCGACCUAAACCUCAUUGUUGAGUUUAUUUUCAUGUUCUACAAAGAGAAGCCUAUUGACUGGCUGCUGGAUCAUAUUCUGUGGGUCAAAGUCUGCAACCCUGAGAAAGACGCGAAACACUGCGAGCGUCAGAAAUCCAGCCUCCGUGUGCGGUUCAGACCCUCGCUGUUUCAACAUGUCGGACUCCAUUCUUCUCUUGCUGGAAAGAUUCAGAAACUCACCGACAAGGACUUCCUGAAGCCGCUGCUACAUAAGAUACAUGUCAACCCCCCAGCAGAGGUCUCCACUUCGAUGAAGGUGUAUCAGGGUCACACGCUGGAGAAGACGUACCUCGGUGAAGAUUUCUUCUGGGCCAUCACACCCACUGCUGGAGACUACAUCCUCUUUAAAUUCGACAGACCUGUGAGCAUAGACAGGUUCUUGUUCCGCAGCGGUAACCAGGAGCACCCAGGAGACAGGAUCGAGAACACCACAGUGGAAAUACUGCCCGUCUCGGAAAAAGGACUGCAGAACAAAGACGGCUACAAGCGAACCGAAGAUCGCUUUUACAGGAUUGGUCAUUUUGAAAAAGGUGUGGCAGAAGGAGCUGUCGAUCCGUCCUUCAACCCCGUCUUGGCGCUUCGUCUUUCAGUGCUCAAAAACUCUGCUGUAUGGGCCAUCCUCAGUGAAAUACAUAUAAAGAGAAUAUCUGGCUGACUUCUCUGGAGGAGACCCAUGAAUCGGGGCCCCUGGGGGGCCACAAUCUGUGACUGCUUAAGCAGGGUCUCUGGAACCUGGCAACCAGCGGUGAAGCUAUUAGAGCUGAGAGUUGCUCGUCCUAGCUUGUCCCUCUCUGUCCACUUUUUUUCCUGAUGUUCUUUAUCUUGUCAUUAUUUAGUUUCUCUUUCUUUUCCCAUCACUUCCUUCUCGUUAUGCAUUUCUUCUGUUUGUGAGAAUGUUAUUAGAACUGUGCUAACAGUUGAGGAUGUGAGGACAACUGUUCAAAGCUCUGUGCUGUUCAGCAGCUUAGAAAACUAUCAGAAGAUUCCUGGAGGAAGAGGCUGGAGAGAACCAGCCACCUGGCUGAUGAUGUAGUUGCUGCCAAAUCCCUCUCCUUUGACUCAAUGCUGCCACGCUCGGGUAAGCUGGGGCAUUGCACUGUCCCUGGCGCCUCAGCAAACCCGGAGAUGAUCGAAAAUGUUGUCGUCACUAAUGGCCAGUUGUUGUCUGUUCUCAGCAGAAAUGGUGGAGAUCCAAACAUGUUUUUGUAGAUCAACAACGACCCGAGCAAAUAUAUGUUUUCCUCACUUUCAGUCAAGUACUCUACUGGUCCUGAAACAAAAAUUCAUCCCGACAUGUGACCUGAAAACAGUUGAGUCGUAACUACAACCUAGAAAAUUUGUAUCGUGACAUCAGAGCUGUUUCCUCUUGUCAGACGGGCCUCAGAGUCUAUUUAUAGUCAAUCAAUCAGAGAUCGCCU
Molecule: messenger RNA, 2711 nt
Organism: Nematolebias whitei (Rio pearlfish)
Lineage: Eukaryota; Metazoa; Chordata; Actinopteri; Cyprinodontiformes; Rivulidae
Gene: mgat4a
Product: alpha-1,3-mannosyl-glycoprotein 4-beta-N-acetylglucosaminyltransferase A
Exons: 16
Coding region: 347-1948 (533 amino acids)
Biological process (GO): protein N-linked glycosylation
Cellular component (GO): endoplasmic reticulum; endoplasmic reticulum-Golgi intermediate compartment; Golgi stack
Molecular function (GO): acetylglucosaminyltransferase activity
Source: RefSeq, a predicted model, not a curated record